AAUUGUUACUUUCCGUAAAAAAAAAUAAAAAUCGUCGCUAUUAAAUAUCACUAUCUUUCAACCUUUUUCCCACUCUCGUCGCAUCGGCUUUAGCUUUUAGCUUCCUCAUCCCCUUCCUCCCCAAAACCCCUCCGAUUCUAGGGCUAGGGUUUUUGUCUCUCUUGUGUUUUUAUAUAUUUCUCUUUCUAGGUUUUUAGGGUUCCUGAAAUUCUUAAUAUUAUUUGAUUUUCCAUUCAUUUGGAAAAUUAUUUUAUUUGUUCGUUCUUUGGAUCUGGAUCUGUGAUUUUCGUUAAAACAAAAUUUUGGAAUGGAUACUCGUAAGAGAGGAAGGCAUGAAGCUGGAUUCAAUGUUAAUGGUGGCAUCAAGAAAUCGAAGCCAGAAUUGGAAUCUUUAUCAACUGGUGUAGGAAGCAAAUCGAAGCCAUGCACCAAGUUUUUCAGCACUGCAGGUUGUCCAUUUGGUGAGAGCUGCCACUUCCUGCACUAUGUUCCUGGAGGUUACAAUGCGGUCGCCCAGAUAAUGAACCUUUCACCAGCUGUUCCACCAGCUUCUAGAAACAUGGCAGCAUCGGCUACCAUUCCAAAUGGAUCUCCCUCUGCAGUCAAAACUCGCUUGUGCAACAGAUUUAGUAGCGCUGAAGGUUGCAAGUUUGGUGACAAAUGUCAUUUUGCACAUGGAGACUGGGAACUUGGAAAGCCUAUUGCUCCAUCUCAUGAUGAUCCUCGUGCCAUGGCAUCUAUUCCUGGUCGUAUGGGCAGUCGGAUGGAGCCACUACCCCCAUCAGGUCCUGCUGCUAGCUUUGGUGCCUCAGCCACUGCAAAAAUUAGUGUUGAUGCUUCCCUUGCAGGAGCCAUAAUUGGGAAGGGUGGUGUGCACUCCAAGCAGAUAUGUCGUCGAACCGGAGCAAAACUUUCUAUUCGGGAGCAUGAGUCAGAUCCCACCCUCAGGAACAUCGAGCUUGAAGGAUCGUUUGAGCAAAUUAAACAAGCCAGUGCAAUGGUUAGAGAGUUAAUCACCAGCCUUGGUCCGGGCCCAGGUCCUGUGAAAACGCCUGGUGUGCCUGGUGGUCAAGGGCAUGCGGGAAGCAACUACAAGACAAAGUUGUGCGACAAUUUUGCAAAGGGAAGUUGCACUUUUGGAGAAAGAUGUCACUUUGCACAUGGUGCAGCUGAAUUGCGAAAGUCAGUACUGUGAGGGCUACUAGUUCUUUCUAUUUAGUUGAUAGCAUGAGAUAUCUAUUCAGUCUUGUAUUAGUUAGAGCUCUGUUUAACAUGCUAGCUGUGCAACUAUCUAGUGGAAGUGAUAUGAAUCAGGGUUUCUUGACUCUCUUUUAGUCUCUCAUUUCUUAUUUGUAAUUGUCAGCUUUGAUCUUCGUAAUUUUCC
This is a messenger RNA of Durio zibethinus, 1384 nucleotides long. Its product is annotated as zinc finger CCCH domain-containing protein 52-like. Gene Ontology annotation, molecular function: metal ion binding; mRNA binding. Lineage: Eukaryota; Viridiplantae; Streptophyta; Magnoliopsida; Malvales; Malvaceae. The record is from RefSeq and is a predicted model, not a curated record.